Molecule: messenger RNA, 2760 nt
Organism: Mobula hypostoma (lesser devil ray)
Lineage: Eukaryota; Metazoa; Chordata; Chondrichthyes; Myliobatiformes; Myliobatidae
Product: tubulin polyglutamylase ttll6-like
Exons: 16
Coding region: 1-2760 (919 amino acids)
Biological process (GO): microtubule cytoskeleton organization; protein polyglutamylation
Cellular component (GO): cilium
Molecular function (GO): tubulin binding; tubulin-glutamic acid ligase activity
Source: RefSeq, a predicted model, not a curated record
AUGAAAAAGCGAAGCCCGUGGACUAAUCAGGCUGAGCGUCCGGUUGUCAUGGUUACGAGAGGAGCCGCGGCUGCGGUGAGGCCUGGUCGGUGGGGCGGGUGUGCGUCAGUCGCCAUGAAUGCAUCUGGAGGCAGGAGUUAUUCUGAGGGAGAUUCUGUUGAGGAGGAAGCAGAAAAUGAAGAAGAGAGUCUGUCUGAGGGGUCAGAGGAUGAAAAUGAAUCCACUCCAAGUAAUGUAGAUGUGAUUAGAAACAGCCCAACAGCUCAGGAGUUGCUGAGCUGUGCCAUGCAGCAGCAAGAAGCAGGGGACAGAGAGGAUCUUCACAAACAGGAGCUCGACUUGCCCAAACAGAAAAGCAAAGAGAACAAUGUUAAAGAGGAUCCAGUCAAAAAGAAAAAGAAGAGGCGAAGGUUCAUUGGUGUCAAUCUGAUCAAUUGCAAGUAUGAAAGUGUCCGCCGUGCAGCUCGUCGAUAUGGACUGAAGGAGGUUGAAGAGGAUGAGGAAUGGAUAUUGUACUGGACUGACACAUCUGUUUCUCAUGAGAGAGUUAUGGAAAUGAAGCGAUUUCAGAAAAUUAAUCACUUUCCAGGAAUGAGUGAAAUUUGUAGGAAGGACCUACUGGCCAGGAAUUUGAACAGGAUGCUGAAACUCUUCCCAAAGGAAUAUAACAUCUUCCCCCGUACAUGGUGUUUACCUGCCGAUUUUGGCGAUUUUCAGGCCUACUGCAGGACGAGGAAGCCCAAGACGUAUAUAUGUAAACCAGACUGUGGAUGUCAGGGCCGGGGGAUUUUCAUUACCAGGAAUCUAAAGGAGAUUAAACAUGGGGACCGAAUGAUCUGCCAACAUUACAUCUCCAAGCCUUUCCUCAUUGAUGGUUUCAAAUUUGACCUCCGUGUCUAUGUCUUGGUCACAUCCUGUGACCCCUUUCGGAUUUAUAUUUAUAACGAAGGUCUGGCAAGGUUUGCAACAAGCAAGUACAUCGAGCCCUCUAGCAGUAACUUGGAUGACAUCUGUAUGCACUUGACAAACUAUGCUAUCAACAGGCAUAGCAAGAAUUUCAUCAGAGAUGGCGACAGUGGCAGCAAAAGAAAAUUGUCUUCACUUAAUAAGUGGUUGACAGAUCAUGGACACAGCGUGACAAAGGUCUGGACGGACAUUGAGGAUGUCAUUGUUAAAACUCUAAUCUCUGCCUACCCGAUCUUAAAGCACAAUUACCGAACCUGUUUCUCCAACCAUUUCUGCGCCUGCUUUGAGCUACUAGGGUUCGAUAUUUUGAUGGACCAUAAUUUGAAACCGUGGCUCUUGGAGGUAAACCAUUCCCCCAGUUUCACCACUGAUUCCAGGCUGGACAGAGAGGUGAAGGAUAAUCUUCUGUAUGAUACAAUUUGUCUGAUAAACCUUGGAGCAAACAACAAGCAAAAGGUGACUGAGGAAGAGAGGCGCAGGGUGCAAGAGCGUCUGUGGCAGCGUCACUCCACUCGUGAAUCAAGACGGGAGCAGUACGAAAACCAGCAGUCAGCCUGGCUCCAACAGGUGGAAAAGUAUGAGAAGGAACACCUGGGAGGUUUCCGUUUGAUUUAUCCGCUGUCAGACUCCAAGAAAUAUGAUGACUUUUUUAAUCAAAGUGGAUCGCUUUUUCAGGAGACAGUGGCUUCCAGAGCAAGGGAAGAAUGUGCCAGGCAGCAGCUUGAAGAGAUUCGACAGAAGAAUGAACCAAAGGAGCUGGCAAAAGGAAGGAAAGUGAAGGAGCUAAAGGACAUCCAUCUGCACGGCGAGUCAGGGGGUGAGGUUCCCGUACUGGACCGAGGCUUCAGGAAGUACAAUCAUUGCUUAUCCGUAAAGAAAGAGGAGGCCAUAGACAGUAUGAAGCCACUGGAAAUCAUCGACAAGGAGGAGCUGCAGCGACUCAGUGGCCUGCUGCGCCGGGAGAACCUUCUCCGGGCUCUGGGUGUCAUCGAGCAAGUUUACCGGGUUCUGCGGAACCCUUCAGGUGGUAGUGGAACCGUUCAGACUGCCCCUUCAGAUGGUACUAACCAGAAUAACUCUUUAAUUUGCCCCAGCACACUUCGAUCCAACCAGAUGAUGGAAGAGCUGGAGUACGUCAGCUCCUGUGCCUUGACAGGAAGGAAUAGCACAACAGAGCUGGGAGUUCUCAAUCCCACGACAGUUAACUGGCCGACACUGCUGUCUCCCCAAGGCCAGGCUCCUGGGAGCAACAACCGGAAAGGGACCCCGAAUCCUGGAAAUGGAUUCCCGUUCCACCGCUUCCAGAAUCGCUUUCCCGUCCGUAGGGGUCUGACUUGGGUGGGUGGAAAUCAGUUACCAGUGUCACUUGAAGCCAUUGCAGUGAGGACUGCUAGCUCCUCGGAGUUACGGCUCAAUGCAGUUUCAGCCUAUCCCCGUUCAGUGAGUGCCAAGCUAGUACCUGAAAACUCUCUUCUGCAAUCAAAAGCCUCGCGAGGGAGCGCCAUGUUAUUGGACUCAGGAAGCAGCCACAGUAGUGCAGUGAAUGCAAUGCGAGUGAACAGCAUGGGCAGGGGUACCGGUGUGUGCCAUAUGAAGAUGAAUGCAGCCAGUCCUUCUAGCCCAGAGCUGACGGUGGUCUCAGCCCAAGCUCCCAUGAACCAGCGAGCUCACCUGACAAGAAGGGCAAAUCUCCUGAGCUUAUUCCAGUCUGAUAGCAGAAGCUGUGAGUCGAUCCGAACAUCUCUGACCACCAGCCCCAGUUGUGUUCACACACCACUGAGAUCAACUGCUUAG